AUUAUAUUUGGGUUCCGAGAACGAUGGAUACCCAUUCUUUCUCUACAAGUAUCCAUGAAUUAAUCAAUGAGUUGUAUUGGCAAGUCUUUCCCAUGUGAUAAUCAUCCUUCUCUUUCUGUUGUUUUAAAAUUUGUCCAUCUCUCCCAGGCUCAGCAUGACAGUGGCAGCUACCAUUCUUCUUUUGUUGUCUCUUCUACUGGUAUACUCCUUGCUUGGCUCCCAUGCCCAAACACCUGAAAACAUAUCCUUGGGAUCUGGCCUCACCACCACCACUGAUUCAACUUGGCUCUCACCUUCAGGGGAUUUUGCAUUUGGAUUCUAUCCCCUUGAUAGCGGCCUCUUCCUUCUUGGAAUUUGGUUCAAUAAAAUCCCUGAAGAAACCCUCGUUUGGUCAGCUAAUCGAGAUAAUCCCGCUCCAGAGGGAUCCACUAUCAACCUAACAGCAUCUGGCUAUCUCUUGCUGACAUACCCCAAUGGAUCAUUAGAUCACAUCUACGAGGACGCUGCUGCAAGCUCAGCUUCCAUGUUAGACAACGGCAACUUUGUCUUAUGGAGCUCUGUUUCGAGGGUCCUCUGGCAGAGCUUCGAACAUCCAACAGACACCCUCUUACCGGGACAAACGAUUCCUGCCGGAGACACCAGGCUUUUCUCCAACACGAAUGGAACCGUGGACUACUCAAAGGGAAAUUUCCAGCUGGAGGUGCAGUCCGUCGAUGGAAAUAUGGGGCUGUUUGCAUUCCGAUUCUCAGAUAGUGGUUACUGGUGGUCUAAUACAACUCAACAGACAAACGUCAGUCUUGUUUUUAACGAGACUACCGCGUCAAUGUAUAUGACCAAUUUAACUUCAAUCAUCUUCCGGAUGACUCGAGAUGUGCCUACACCAGUUAACAUCUACUACCACCGAGCAACCAUUGAAGAUACUGGGAAUUUCCAGCAAUACGUUUACAAUAAGGUAAAUGGCACAGGGUGGAGAAGCAUCUGGAGAGCAAUUGAAGAACCUUGCACCGUUAAUGGUAUUUGCGGUGUUUAUGGAUACUGCACUUCUCCCCGUAAUCAAAACGCUACUUGCAGCUGCCUUCCUGGUUAUUCUCUUAUUGAUCCCAAUAUCCCUUCCAAAGGAUGCCGCCCAGAUGUUCCUGUGGAACAGUGCGCAAACACCCCAUCUGAGACAGAGUAUCGUGUAGAAGUGAUCGAUGAUGCUGAUAUUAAAAACGAUAUAUUUGCAGAGUUGACUCGAUUGUAUGGUUAUGAUUUAGAUGGAUGCAUAAAGGCAGUCCAGGAUGAUUGCUAUUGCGUGGCAGCUACGUAUACAACCGACAAUGUUUGUCGCAAGAAAAGGAUUCCUUUCAUGAAUGCCAGAAAGAGCAUCCCUUCUACUACAGGGAUAAAGGCCAUCAUCAAGGUGCCAGUGAAGAUAGAGGAUCCAAUAAAGGGGACAAACAAUUCAAGGCCUCAGGUUGUUGUGUUAGUAUGCCUUUCAGUAGUCUCCUUUCUAGCUCUACUAUUCGCUACAAUUAUCAUCUAUCAGAACCUUGUAGUGCCACGAUUCGGAUUAAGCAAACUAGCUCCAAGUACACAAUCAGCAGACAUCAACUUGAGGACAUUCACAUACCAGGAGCUGCAUAAAGCGACAGAUGGAUUCAGAAACAGACUUGGAAGAGGAGCAUCAGGGUCAGUUUACAGUGGGACUCUGCGCUUCGAAGAUAAGGAGAUGGAGAUUGCUGUGAAGAAGCUGGAAAGAGUGAUUGAACAGGGCGACAGAGAAUUUUUGGCUGAGGUAAGGGCAAUUGGCCAAACUCAUCACAGAAAUCUCGUCCGGCUGUUGGGAUUCUGUAAUGAGCAAAGCCACCGACUUCUGGUCUAUGAGUUAAUGAAAAAUGGACCUCUGUCUAGUUUCCUAUUCAGUAAGGGGGAGAAACCCUGCUGGGAUCAUAGAGCUGAGAUAGUGCUUGCAAUUGCAAGAGGCCUGCUAUAUCUGCAUGAGGAAUGUGAAACUCGGAUCAUCCACUGUGACAUAAAGCCCCAGAAUGUGUUACUCGAUCAACACUACAAUGCUAAGAUUGCAGACUUCGGCCUCGCAAAGCUAUUGAGGAAAGACCAGACCAGGACAAGCACCAACGCCAGAGGAACAAUGGGAUACAUGGCACCGGAAUGGCUCAAAUGUGCUCCUGUUACAGCCAAAGUGGAUGUCCACAGUUUUGGGGUGAUGCUGCUGGAGAUUAUAUGCUGCAGAAGGCACAUAGAGUUGGACCGGAUUGAGGAAGAGACUGAAGAUGAUGACCUCAUCCUAACAGAUUGGGUGCUAAAUUGUCUGAGAUUGGGAAAGCUAGAGGUGGUGGUGAAGCAUGAUCCAGAAGUACUGGGUGAUUUCAAAAGGUUUGAGAGAAUGGCAAUGGUGGGGUUAUGGUGUGUUAAUCCCGACCCAAUUCUCCGUCCAACAAUGAAGAGGGUGAUACAAAUGUUAGAAGGAACAAUAGAAGCUGGUGUCCCACCCCUGGUCACUGCCCAAUCAUUAUAAAAACUGUGUAUUGUUAUCAUGUUUAAAAUAAAUUUCAUCAUACAUCGUGUUUCCAA
Molecule: messenger RNA, 2574 nt
Organism: Vitis vinifera (wine grape)
Lineage: Eukaryota; Viridiplantae; Streptophyta; Magnoliopsida; Vitales; Vitaceae
Product: G-type lectin S-receptor-like serine/threonine-protein kinase LECRK4
Exons: 1
Coding region: 155-2518 (787 amino acids)
Biological process (GO): recognition of pollen; protein phosphorylation
Molecular function (GO): ATP binding; protein serine/threonine kinase activity
Source: RefSeq, a predicted model, not a curated record